AUGUACGCGGACAGCGGCCCGGCGUCCCGCGCCUACAGCGAGCCUCUGCCCGAGCUCCGCCGCGACUCGCUGCUCGCCGCACAGCACGCGCAGCACGCGCAGCAACGCCGCGCGGCGGCGGCGGCGGCCGGCGAGCGCGUCUCGGCGCCACUGCUUCCUGGCGGGGGGCGCGGGCCCGCAAACGGGCUGUACCACUCUGCCGGCUUCGCCUCGGGCGGCGGGCUCAAGUAUGAUUAUGCGCCCGCGCCCGCGCCGGCCUUUCAAGUGACGGAGGCGGUGUGCGACGCCGCGGCGUUUGCCGGCGCGCCCGUCGAGUACGCGCCCGUUGAGUACGCGCCCGUCGAGGCGCUCGCCCCAACGCUAGCUGCGCAGAGCUCCCUGCUGGCCCCUGAACCCAUCAUGUGGGGCGCCCUUAGCCGUGCGCGCCCCUCCGCUUCUCUGUCGGCCUGCCACGGCCCGUUCCUCGGGCCGGUCGAGGCCGAGCGGCGCGACGCGGCGGCCGCGCAGCAGGCGCUGCAGCAGCAGCAGCAGCAGCUCCAGCUGCUGGUCCUGCAGCAGCAGCAGCAGCAGCAGCAGCAGCAGCAGGCGCAAGUGCAGUACGUGUACCCAUACGUGCACCCGCCGCAGCCGCCGUUGCUCGCGCCGCCGCCGCCGCCGCCGCCGUCACAGCAGCAGCUGCUGGCCGCGCCGGCGGCGCCCGUCGGCCAGCCGGCGGCGCGCGCCCAGCAGAUGAUUCUGCCCAUCUCAGACGCGGACUUUCCAAACAUUUCUGCGCACGUGCCGACGCUGGAGCUCCUGACUGGGGCGUCCCUUUCCAUAGAAAGCGGCACGAUAGAGGCCCCGGCCCCAGACGGGCAGCCGCAGCCGCCGCAGCAGCGGCUGUUCCUGGUGAUCUCAGGGACGCCGCCGCAGCUGCAUUCAGCGAGCACGCUGCUCACGCGGCUGCGCGCGGCCGACGGCGGCGCCGCCAGCACCAGCAGCAAUGGCAGCUUUGGCGCGCGGGCGUGA
This is a messenger RNA of Monoraphidium neglectum, 1008 nucleotides long. RefSeq lists its product as hypothetical. The transcript is spliced from 2 exons. The coding region runs from base 1 to 1008 and encodes 335 amino acids. NCBI's taxonomy places the organism in Eukaryota, Viridiplantae, Chlorophyta, Chlorophyceae, Sphaeropleales, Selenastraceae. The record is from RefSeq and is a predicted model, not a curated record.